AUGCUCGUCCUCGAUCCCGACGCGCCGUGCGAUGGCAUAACCCUCGAAGAGCUGCUCGAUGGCAAGGAGCCUUUGCGCCACCUCAUGCACGAUGCCGAGCUCGACGGGGUCAUCGCGUCGGAGGGGCUGGCACGCGCGUCAAAAUCCAAGUCUGAGCUCCUGACUGUUCUCCCUCAACAAUCUCAUUCGAUUGAAGAUGGUCUUCUCAAGCUUUCGUUUGCGCAUGAAUGGGCGGAUGUGCCCAAACCGCUGUCAAUAUCUCUUGUUGUGGACGCGUCACCGGGUUGUGGAGGUCUUGCCUGGCCUGCUGGACAAAUCCUUGCUAGCUAUCUCGUACAAAAGGGACCGGAUUAUGUCAAGAACAAGAGCAUCCUCGAACUCGGCAGUGGUACUGGACUGGUUGGGUUGGCUGUCAGUGUCUUCCCAGAGACGAAUGUGUGGAUCACAGACCAGGCCCCGCUCCUCGAUAUCAUGAAGCGCAACGUUUUACUGAACAACUUGAAAGCAACAGUUACCGUGGCGGAGCUCAACUGGUCGGUUUCCUCUCUAUUGCCAUAUGUACCUGAAGACAUUCCCCGUCCGGACAUCAUCCUCGCCGCCGAUUGCGUAUACUUCGAGCCGGCAUUUCCACUCCUUGUCCAAACACUUAGUGAUUUGUCGGAUACGUCGACGAAGAUUUUGUUUUGCUAUAAGAAACGGAGAAAGGCAGAUAAACGAUUCUUCGGAAUGCUGAAGAAAAAGUUCACUUGGAAAGAGGUCAUGGACGACCCAAAUCGACAGAUCUACAACCGAGAGGCGAUCACCCUCAUACGGUUGUUCAAAAUCGACGCCCCUAAAGUCCUCCACUAG
Messenger RNA from Cyclocybe aegerita, 849 nucleotides. The record is from the annotation of a GenBank genome assembly. NCBI's taxonomy places the organism in Eukaryota, Fungi, Basidiomycota, Agaricomycetes, Agaricales, Hemipholiotaceae.